AUGCUGAAGUCGCGGAACGUAAUCCAGCCGGCCAAACCUCCACAGCACACCAACCAGCAGCUGAUUCCGGUGAGCAUUAAUUACAUCAAAUUAAUUCGAGAGCGCUAAUGAGUUCGGUGCCUGGGGGACGCGCGCUUUCGCCUAAUUUGGGGUUAUUCAAAAGUGGACUUGCGCAGGAUAAUCUGGUUAAGCCUGGCGGAUCGAACAAUGCCUUUAGGCCAGAAGGGAACAGUAAUUCGAAAGGGGUGGGUAAGAAAAGGCUGACAGAGGUCUAGGGGAAGGGGAAGAGGGUGAGGUAAAUGGUUGAAGAAAAAUUUUUAAAAGUUAAGGUAUGGCAAAACUUUAAAAAAAAUUCAAAUUUUUUGAUUUUUUAAAAUUGAUGUUUUUUAUUUUCGAUCGAAUGAAAACGUUCAAAAAUUUUUUUUAGGCAUGUACUUUAACAUUAGUUUAAUUUUUAUUGCUUGAAUACUCAAAAUAAAUUUUCAAUUUAUAAAUUUUUAAAUUUGGCGGGUUUUUUGGCAUAAUGUUUCAUGUUGUUUUUUGGUCCAAAAAUAUGUUUUUUGAACUUGUUACCUUAACUUUUAUGAUAAUAAAGUCUUAAAUUCAUUUCCAAACGCCGUGUUUUUUGUUUUUUAAAAUUUUGACAUUGUGUUGCAAGUUGAAUUUUAAAAAAAUUUUAAAAACAAAAAAAAAUUUUUUUUGGUAAAAUACGUUGGCCUCCAUCGCUUUCAAAUUCAGUUUUUAAACCAAAAAUGCUUUGAAAACUAUUAAAAUUGAGUUUGAAAUAAAACGUUGGCGCCAAAUUUAAACAGAAAUUAGAUUUUAAAAAAUCGAAAUUUAAUCGAAAAUUUCAAAAAUUUUAAGAAAAAUUCAUGUUUCUCAAAAAGCGUAAAAAUGCGUAUUAAAGAUUAAAAGCGAUAAGUUUUGAGGGCAUUCCUUAACAUCCUUGGGGACAGGAAUGGCUGGUCAGCUGUUUCUAACACUCGUUUUUUUUCCUUUUUUCGGCAAAAAUGACCACAAAGCAGCGGAUCCGACUGUUUCGUGAGCGGAAAUCACUAAAUUUUGCUUUGUCUUUCAGCUAAUGAGUCAGUGCUUACGAAAUUUGAAUAUUUGGGUUUAAAUUGGAUGGAUCUUCUAGGGUUUUAGUAGUAUUAAAUUGCUUUUUGGGAGGGGGCGGGAAAAAAUUUUUUUUAAAAAUGUUGAAGGUGCAAAAAUAAAAUGAUUUUUUUCCAAAGUCUGAGAACAGGGGGGUGGUAAAAUACGGAUUUUUCAGAGUUGGAGGGUUUUUUUAAUGUUUUAGGGUAGAGUAGUGAAAGAUAAAGUAGUGUAAGUUGGGGUUGGGUUAAAGUACGCCAAGAGAAGGGCUAGGGUAGGGCUAUGGUAAAAAAUGGGCAGGGCUGGAAUAAUUUGAGUAGUGUUUUGGCAAGAUUACGGUACGCUAGGGUACGCUAGGGUAUGGUAGGGUAGGGCAGAAAAAUUCUAAAUUAGCUGCCCUAAGCUCCUUCAAAACUUUAAACAUUAGGAUUAAUUUUGACCCCCCCCUGCUCCCGAACGUUUCUCGAAUUAAACAAGCAAAAUUAAGGCCAAGUUUAUUCGAGGCGGUGGCGCAAUCACAGCUGUCAUCACCUAGUCGAACAUUUCGGAAGAGCAUCCGGGAAGCUCCCAUCGGUCAUUCCCUCCAAGUUACUUUGGUAAUUCGAAACGAGGCUUGUUUUUGUAAUGUUCUGCAAAGAUUCAUGACUUUGUCUUGGGGUUCUAAUGGGCAGCUGUUUUGUUAAAACAUAGAGUUAGGGAUGAGAAGGGGAGAGUAAGUAAUCAGUCGGGGUUUCUUUGUUGCAUAAUUAACAUUAGCGGGAGGUUUUAAAAGUUUUUUUUGAAAUCUGGCAUGAAAAUAAAAAAGUGUUUUGAGACGGCCGUAUUUUACAAAAAAAAAAUUUUUUUGAUAAAUUUUAAGUUUAAGCAAAAAUUAAAAAAAAAAUUUUAAACAAUUAAUUACAUAAUUGCUUUUUAUUCUCAUAAUCACUAUCAAAACCUUAACUUUUAAAAACUUGGUGAGAAAACUAUAUUUUGACUAAUUGCGCAAUUGUAUUUAUAUUAACCCUUUGCACAAGUGGCUAGUUACCCCUUCCCACCUCGUACAAUUAGAACAAUUGUUUAAUUAAGCGCGAACACUUGGAAAACAUGUGGAUUUGAUAUAAUAAUCAAGUACAUCUUGACGUUCCAAAGGGUUAUUUUAUGAUUUUUGAGGGGUCGGGAGAAAUAAAACUAAAAUUUUUAAAAAUUUAAUUUAAAUGAAAAAUAAUCUUUAAAAAUUUAAAAAAAAAACUAAAUUUUGAAUGUUAAAUACGGGCGAACAAUUGUUAAUUAAAUUUUUGGUAUUGGGGGAAGAUUUUUGGUAUUGAGGUUUGUUUUCAACAGAGCUGUUAGCUUUUGAAGGGUAGGGUAUAGUAGGCUUAGAAGAAAAUGCCCGACCCGCUCUGCUCUGAUUGACUUCAAAAUUUUUAAAUAAGAAAAUUACGUAAUUAUAAGAUCUUUAGCACUGUACUAAAUCGCUCUUUCUAAUCAACUUCAAGAAAAAUUGAGUUUAAAAAAUUACCUUUUGAACUCUUUGCCAAAUUGGCAUUGCGUUUCAAGCUUAUAACUUCGUAAUGUUUUCAUUUUUAAUAAUUUUUCUUUGAUAUACUAGUAGAAAACACUUUAACUAUACUUACAUAUUUAAAUUUCUAACUGUAGCUUGCUUGGAAAGCCAAAAAUAGUGAUAAAAACACAAUGCCAAACAUGUCAAAUUCGAGGGAAACUAAAAUAUGUUUUUUAAAACUCAAAGAUAGUUAAAAUUUAUUGUGAGUACUAUUGGUGGUACAAAGAAUUCAUAUAAAAAUUUUGAGCUGAUUUUGAGCGGGCCAAGUUUGGCCUUUCCCUUGUAAUUGUAAAAUACGUUCAGGUUUUUGUGGGUCUUCUAUUUUUAAUAAAAAAUAUUUAAAAAAACGGGAUAUGAACGACAAAUUAAGUUAUUAAAUAAAAAAAAGUCUUGUCGCAAAUUUUCGAUGUUUUGCAAAUUAAAAAAGGACAAGACUUUUAAAACUUCAAUAUUUUGCACAUCUAUCAUGAUCUAUCAUAUUAUCCAUGAUGUUUGUUGAUUUUUACUUAUUUUUUAUUAUAUUGUGUUUUUUUUCAGAUCUAUACGGACUGGGCCAACCGGUAUCUAACAAAAUACGGCCGAACCCCGAUCCACGAUCUGACAGAAGACUUGCGCGAUCCCAAGACUUUGGUCAAUCUUGUGGAUGCAGUGAGUAAGUAUCAUAUGUCAGAGGGUUUUUACUGUAAAGUUGUUUUGAUUUUCAUCAUUUUUUAAGGUUGGAAGGAGGUGAGGUGAAAUUUUUUAUUAUAUUUCUGGGUGGGGUAAAAAAUUUUUUAAAAAAAUAAAACUAAGAAAAUUUUUUUUUGUAAAAUACGUGCUCAUUUUCAAAUAAUAUAGCCCUAAAGUAAUAUCACUUUUGAAAACUUUAAAACAAUCCAUAGUAUCGAAUAACCAAACUUUUCGAAUAUCGAAUGGACUGAACUAAGAAAAAGCAAUCAAAGUGGUCUGAAAGCAUUCCCUGCGGCAUUAUUGUCAGUUGUCAAGUUUAUGGAAUGAAAAAAACAAAUUUCGCUUUUUUUGCAAAAAGAUAUUACUAACAUAUUAUAUUCUAAGUGCCGUUCUGACUCUUAUCGUAUAUGAUCUGGGACUUAGGGGUAUGUAAUGUGGGGGGACAGAAGGUAAGCAGCGGGGAGAACAAAGGAAACAGAAGAAGAAAUUUUUCUACCGCGCCCUACUGUACUCUCUCCUACCCUACUGUAGCCUAUCCUAUCUUACUCUCCCUAGCCUACUCUAUUCUACCUUAGCCUACUUUAUCUUACCUUACUUUACCCUAUUUUACUUCAUCUUACCCUUAAGAACCUUCUCAUCAUAUAGGAAAACCCUGAUCAGCCGCUAACCUUUUACGCUUUAACAAUAUAAAGUGCUGGCCUUAACGAUCUGCGUUAUAAUAUGAUCCACUAAACUCAAUUUCAUUCAAUUUUAUGACACAGUAGCCCCGACUCAAAUUAAAUUCUAAUAUCUCUGACAAUUGUGUUAUCACCCUGCCAAAGCUCAUAAAAUGGGCCUGUUAAUAUUACAUGUGGGUAGUUCCGAGAGUCCGUUAAGAGCCAUAAGAUGAACCCCAACGGUUUUAUGGGCCGAUCGGCCGCCAGCCGCUUAUGUCUUUAAGAUUAUGUUGUUGGUAUGCUAAAGUUCUUGGAAUGGUUGUAUAGUUUUAGGUUGGGCAGAUGAUUGCAAAAUUAAAUAAAAAAAUUUUUUUGUUUGGUAUGGAUAGAGGGGGGAGGAAGGAGAUCAAACAAUUCUUAAAAUUUAAAAUUUUGCCACGCCCAAUACUUUCAAGUUCAAAAAAAAUUUUACCUUGCCCAAAAUCUUUAAAAUUUUCGUUUCUAUCCCCUAAAAUUUUUAAAAUCCAAAUCUUACCCCCCCUUAAAACCUUGAAAUUCCAAGUAUUACCCCCACCCUAAGAUUUUAAAAUUCAAAAUUUCACCCCAGUCUAAAAAUUUUUAAAUUCUAAAUCUCACCCUCCUUUCCCCAUAAAACCUUACAAUUCUAAAUUUUAACCCGCCUAAACCUUUAAAAUUCCGUUGGAGAAAUUUAUCCGUAAGACGGAAGUAAUCGCGGACCUCAUUACUCAUCUGACUGUAUUUCCUAAAAUUUCAAUUUUUCAGCUUUGGGCUGUCCAGGCACUUCCCAAACCACCCUCCUCUGCUCACUCAACGCGCCAACGCCGGUGAGUUUUUUUUUAUUUUCGAUUAUUUAUUACGCAACAUUCGAAAUUUGAAGGGCUUUUUCGAUAAUUCCAAUUUUUACUUUUUUCUGAUUUGGAGUUAGAAGAUUGGGCUUGUUUUUAUUUAAAUUUAAAGUUUAUAAGGGGUUGCUUUGGAUUUCUUUGAUUAGGAGUGAUAAUACUGAAUAAUGGAUUUUUUUUUUAAUUUUGAAGUUUUUUCACUGUUAGGGUAAAUCUAAAAUUGGUUUUUCAAAGAAGAUAGAAUAAGGUAGGAAAAAGCUACGUUAAGAUAUAGAACGAUAGAGCAAAAGAAGAGCUAAGUAAGGUACGAUAGUAUAAAGAGAAUAGUAAAGAAAGAGUAGGCUGAAUUAAUGUAAAGAAAGGUUUUUUAGGGCAGGGUAAGGUAGAGUAGGAUACCAAGCCCGUUUCUCACUUCUAGGUUAGGGUAGAGUAAGAUACGGUAAGGGACCGUCCGGGUCGACUAGAGUAAAGCAGGGUUCGGUAAACUCAUAGCAUUAUGCUUUAAAAUAAAGGCUCGUGCUAAAUUUUUGAAGGCAAGUAGUAGACCAAAAGCGUGGCUCAAAAAAAAUUUUUUUAUACAUAAAGGUUUACUAGCUUGAGGUAAAAAUUAAUUAUUUCAAAAUUUUACUAUAUUUAAUUUCACUCUUUUUUCAAAAACCUUGAAUAAUACGUUUUUCCUGGAACAAUAUUUAAUUUUUGUAACUUUCUCUUUGCGGUUUUUCGCUUUUACAGUCGCAGUAAUUAAUGAAAGUUUGCUAAUGACCCGACCGAAUAUUUUUAAUUAAACACUAUGAGUAAGCCAAGGGUAUCUUGUUUUGAAAUUUGUACCGGCAGAGCAAUAAAAUGGGUUUAAAAGGGAUUUGAAGUUUGGCCCACCCUAUAAACUUUCAAACUUGCACCCCUCCCUUAAAUCCCCUUUUUACCCCGCCCCAAAUCCCCUAAUUCAAGGUUUGUAUUAAUAGUAUUAGCUCGGCGCGGUUAAUUUCAUCACAUUUCAAUUUAAACCCUCAAAACCCCUUAAGGCAUAAUGUAAAAUGGGCGGAAGAAGGCGCUUGAUUAGCUGGCCGAGAGAACGGAGAUGAGGGCUCUUCGAAUGCCGUCGGCCGCGCCUCCCAAACCUGCUUGUUUCGAUUACGUGCGCGGGUGUUGGCGCCUUUCUGCAUCUAAAAACUACUUCAAGUUUCUGGGUUUUGCGAAGGGAAAUAUGCAUAUAAUUUUAAAUUUUUCAAAGAAGUUAAGUUUUGUAAAUAGCUAGAACCUGGACUGUCUCGGCGUAACUUACUGAUUUAAUAUUAGCUUUAGGGUUAGCUUGAACUUGAGCCUAAGCUUGAGCUUUAGCUUGAGAUAGAGCUAGAGCUUGGGCUGAGUCUUAGCCAUAAUCUUAGCCUUAGCUUAAGCCCUGGUUACUUUGGCAUUCUGUUGCAAGCAACUUUUUAGUAUUUUUAGAUCUUAACGUUAAACAUAAUAAUAUUGUAAAUAUACGUUGUCUUACCACAUUUGAUUCGAAAAUAAAUAAACUUACUACAUACGUUUAUACUUUGUUUUUCAGAUUGAGUGCAUUGAAAAGUGCCUUCAUUAUUUGGCCGGCCUGGGCGUGAACGUAGCCAACCUCAAAGCCCAAGGUAAGUUUUGUAACUUUUUGACAAUGAUUUUUUAAAUUAAUCAUAUUUUAAAAAACUUUUGAUACUUUACAAAUUUUCUAAUAUUAUACCGCACAAUUUAAUUUUUACAACAGUUUUUCACUUCUACCUUUAUAUUAGGAUCUACAACAAUAUUAUUGUCCCAUGAAUUUAAUAAAAAAACAUUGUUUCGCACAAUAAUUUCAUUUUAAAACAUUAAAAUUUAAUAACUACUGCAUAUUAAAAGAACAUUUGUCUUCUGUUUUUGCAAUUUAUUCAUAACUAUAGUGUAAAUGGGCCAACGGAUCGGCCAAAUUUGCAUAUUUAUAGCUCACGCAUCUCCGAAAAGUCUUCAAAAUGUUAUAUUAUGCAUACUUUCCAAUUUUAAUGUUUUUAAUUUUAGGAAUAAGGCGGGGUAAUUUUUUGUUUUUUACGACAAAGGCGGGGUAUUUUUUGUCAGCAAAUUGUUGUAACUUCAAAAAAAGGUGAACAUAAUAUGGUUUUUUAUGUUUUACACGCCAUUUGAAAAUAAAAAAUGGGCAUGGUAAAUUUUUUGGGGGUGGUUUUUUAAUUUUUGAAAAUUGUUGUUUUAAUAGUUUUUGAAAAAAGCUUCAGGAUGAAAAUACGACCGUUUUUUCGAACAUCUUAAUAUAUUUAUGCCUGAAGAGCACGAAAAACAUAGGGAAGACACUUUUUGUUAAUAAUUUAUGAACUGUUUGCAUUAAAUGGCUACAGGAAUCCCAAACUUUGCUCUAGGCGUUGAUUAAGCUGUCAAGUUUUUCUUUUAUUUUUUAACAAAAUUUCUUAAAAUUUGCAUAUUUUAGGUGAUUUUAGUACUUUAGAUUUAAGAUAAAGCAGGGUAGGGUAAGGAGGGUAGGGUAAGAAAGGGUAGAAUAGGGCAGGGUACUUUAGGGUAGGGUAAAAGACGUAAAUUAAAGUAGUUUGUAAAGAAAGUAAGGCUUUUUAACAGUUUUUUAAAUUUUUGGUUAAAAAAUAAUUUUUAAAUAUUAAAAAUUUUGAUUUUGAUGCAAAAAAAUGGCGCGCUUAAUUUAAUUUUUUCUUAUUUUCGACCAAACUUUUCCUGGUGGUAUAUUACAUGUAGCAUUAGCUGCUACUACUAUGUAUACUAUGUAGAUAUUAGCAGCUAAAAAAACACCUGUACUAACAUAAAGCCUUUGUUGAUGUCUGUUCAUUCGUUUCGGCAAUAUAAUUUAUCUUGUUGUUGUUAUCUCUUACCUCCCGCGUUAAGUUGUUUUUUAGAGUAGAAGACUUGACAAAGUGUCGUUACUUUUUUCGUCGGGUUUACUGUUUGCGAUUAGCGUAAAAAAUACGUUUACGGCUUCAACUACUUAGCGAUAAGCUAGUUUUUAAGUUUGAUGGUUUUUUUCGGAUUUUCAGGGUAAUGUAGCUAUAAAGUAGAAGUCAGGUAUCAGAAAAAAAUUUUGAAGGCACAGAAGGGUAAUUAAGGGACGGGUUGGGAAAGAUGUAAUAGGAUAAGGGGGGCUACGUCAUAUCUAUUGUAGUAUGAUAGAGUAAGGUAGAGGGUAUGGUAAAGAAAAGUAUGUAGAGUAAAACACGAAACGGCACGCUAGACUAAGGUACAAGUAUUAUAGGUUACAUCUAAAGCAUAUCUAAGACAGGGUAGGGUAGGGUAGGGUAGAGUAAGGUAGAGUAAGGUAGGGUAGGGUAGGGUAGGGUAGGGUAGGGUAGGGUAGAGUAAGGUAGGGUAGGGUAGGGUAGGGUAGGGUAGGGUAGGGGUAGGGUAGGGUAGGGUAGGGUAGGGGUAGGGUAGGGUAGGGUAGGGUAGGGUAGGGUAGGGUAGGGUAGGGUAGGGUAGGGUAGGGUAGGGUAGGGUAGGGUAGGGUAGGGUAGGGUAGGGUAGGGUAGGGUAGGGUAGGGUAGGGUAAGGUAGGGUAGGGUAGGGUAGAGUACGGUAUGGUAUGGUAACAAAAUGUAACCUAUGGUAUUUAAACUCACAAAAAUCAUUUCAAUACCUCCCAAUUCAUCCUUGUAUGUUGCGACAAAUCCACUGACAGGCUUAAAUUCAGAUGACGGAUCUGCCUUACAAGACUUUCGAUUCCUGACCCCUCAGGGCGCUAAUCCGAUCAGGCUUUAUUCAAAAACGACUUUCGCUUCGCCAUUUUUUAAUUUGUUUUUUGUGACAACGCUGAUUCAUAGCCUUUCUCAUAACUCCCUUAUCGUUGUUUAUCAAAGGGACUGGAAGCCCAACGAAAAAUGCGUUUUAUCGGGAUUUUGCUGGGAUUUGCGUACGAUUUGUAGUUGAAGUUUAAAGGGAUAUUGUACUUGAAAUGGCUAAAGUUUGGAGGAUAUGGUACUUGAAGUUUUCAUACUAGUUUUUAAGGUACUAUUGUCAAAAGUUUGGGAAGAGGAGAGAUUGGAUCAAGAUUUUUAUAAGGAGGGGGGGGGGGGGGGAAGGAGCGGGGAGAGGAACGAGUUGGAAUUUCUUGGGUAAAUCUGGGGCUCGUAAGGUAGUGUAGAAUAGGGUAGGGUAGAAAAGGAAAACAAUUUUUUUGGUUGGCAAGGGUGGGUGAGGCAAAAAAUUUGUUUUCUUGCAGGAUUUAGGGGGAAAAUUUAAAUUUCAAAAAUUUUUUAAAUUUGUGUUGGUAUUCAAAUUUGACAUAACUUUUGAUAUGUUCAUACUACAUGUAUCGGAUUCAAAAUAAAUUUUAAAAUAUUUUUUUAAUUUUAUUUUUUUUAAUAUUUAAAAACAUUUUAAAAAUUUUUUAAAAUCACUAUUAAAUAAACAUUUUCCGACAUAAACCUUGCCCCAAUACUUUUGUCAUAGCCUUCAAAAUUCCUCCUUUUAAUCCACUUCUCAACCCAUUUUCGCAUUCGGAACGCCUUAAGCCGCGCGGUUGUUGAAUAUACAUUUUGAGAAGUGUCAAGAGUUGACAAGUCGUCCGUCGGCUUUGAUCAUGGCCAUGUGUUUAUAUAAAAUAAUAUACUCGAAAUUUGUAUAAAAACGAUUAGCCAUUUGUUUUUCGUCGUAUUGUUGUUGCAAUAUAAUGGGGACGUUGGUCAGGUGGAUAUUAUAGUAAUGUUGAUGUGGUUUUGAAGUGGCAUUGGCUAUGUUAUAUUAUAGGUUUUUUUAAAAAGGCGGGGGGAGGGUGAAAAGGAGUAAAAAAAGACGUUGAAGAGGGUGAGGGUAAAAUACGGUUUUUACAAUUUUUUUGAUUGUUAAAGUUUUAAAAAACAUUACUUAAUACUUUAUCAAAAAAUAAUUUCAAAGAACUUGUGGCGCUAACCUAUGAUAAUAUAUUUGACUGUUAAAUGACUCACAACGUCCUUGCUGUUUGUCUCAUUAAUAAAAUGGCUUGUACCUUUAUAAACACACUAUCUUUCCUAUCAGACUACUAGGUUUUAAUUAGCGGAAGCACUACUGUAUUCUGCAAAAGUUUAGCUGAAGAUGGGGCUGGGGCUCUGGGCUAGUUCUCCGGGCUAAGAAUCUAGGUUAGGGCUCUGGCUAAGGCUCUGGGCUAGGGCUCUCUGCUAGGGCUCUCUGCUAGGGCUCUGGGCUAGGGCUCUGGGCUAGGGCUCUGAGCUUGGGCUCUGGGCUAUGGGCUAGGUCUCUUGGCUAGGAGUAGGGGUGAAAAACGAGCCGUAUAGGCUCAUCCACAUUGUCUAGUCGGGCAGGUCUUGUUAAGCUAAAGACGAAAAGAGCCGGGCCAAGCCGAGCCUAGAACUUUUUCGACCGGCUGGUACUAAACGUUAGGAUCAGGGCCUGGGCCGAGCCUUAAAAGUGGGCCCAACUUAGCCUGUUUUUCCUCCUAGGGCUACAACUAGGGCUUCAAAAAAUUGUAUUACUAACAUCUAAAAUAUCAUUUUUAUUAUCAUUGGCAGACGGGGCAAGGGUGAAAUGUUAAAUUAUACACCGAUCAUUACGCGAAACCGUUUGUUUCACUUUUCAACGCGCUUUUACUCGGCCAUUACCCAAGCCUGACUCAUUGCCUUAUUUUUGUUUCUAAAAUCAUGACUAGCUAUUGUUCAACAGACUUUUUUCAACUAAAUAUACGUGAUUGUUUACUUUAUGUUGAGGUUUCUUUAUUGAUAUUUUUGAAAAUUUGAAGUUUGUUACCUAAUAUUGUACUUGAUAUUAAAAGUUUUUGUCAGUUGUUGGACAAAAACGUCAUUUUGUGUAUUUAUACUUAGCGCCUUCAUAAUAAACCUUUAUUAUUUGAUAAAACAUAUCUUUUUAUUACCUAAAAACCACAUUUUUCUAAAUAAAAAACCUCCAUUUCUAACCUAAAACUUCACCUUUUCAGACCUAAAUCAAGGUCAUUUGGGUGAGAUCUUGGCCCUAUUGUUUGCCCUAUCACACUACAAACAAUUACAUCGACAGAAUACGGAAGGAUGUGUUCAGGCAUCACCAAAGCAUCUUAAAGGACCUGGAUUGGAGGGCUCUAAAAUCGCAAAAGUUACAGUAUCCGCCAAGGCCGUAACGCAAAGCACAAUGAAGAUUCCGACACCGGCGGGGAGGAAGUAAGUUAUUGAUAUUGUUAUAUUUAAUAAAGACAUUGAGGUAGGGUGGAUAGAAUAAGGGGUAGGGGAAGGUAAAAAGUCUUGUCGUUUUUCAACAAGAGUAUGCACGCAGAAAAACGACAAGACUUUACUAGAAGCUUCGUUUUUUAUUUUUUAUAUAAAAAAAUAGUUUCAUACCUUUUUAUCUAAAUUUUGAGCAAGAAAUUUAAAAGAUUUAAAAUUAAAAUUUUUUUUGCAUUUUUAGCCAAAACUUUUAAAUGUAAAGCCCAAACCCUAUGAUAGUAUGUAAAAAAACCUUAAAAAUUAUCAUUAAGCCCGGAACGAAUUGAUAAAUUAAUGUUCUUUUAACAUGUUCCUAUUAGCUUUCCUUUCAUUUUUUCACAUUUUAAUGUUUUGAAUCAAAAUAUGUGUUCAAAUAAAACAAAUUGUGUUUUCAGAUCAAGUUUGGCCAAGCCAGAAACAGGCAUUCAGAAGCCUGCAAACGGACCCGUAUCAAAAGCUUGUGGCUCAAAACUUAUUGUUCCUAGCUCGAUUGCUAAAAAAGGUAAGGUUUUUUUGGUUAAAAGACGUUUUGUGGACCCUACAUUAUUUUAUUUUACCGUGCCCAGCCCUACCCUACCCUAUGAUACCUUACCCUGUUCUGUCCUAAGUACAUUUCUUACCCUCCGUGGAUUUUUGAGUAGGAGGAUGUAAAAUAUUUGGGGUAGAGAAUAAAAAAAACUAUUCAGGAAGGAGGGGAGGGGCAAAAAUAAAAUUUUUUGUUAAAAACAUAAAUUUUCUUUUCUUCCACCCCCUUAACCAAACAAAUAGCAAAAUUUACCCCUGCCACUACCAUUGCCCUCCUCUCUCCCUUUUUUAAACGUUGACCCCCCCCCUUAUCUCCCCUCUACGCCCCCGGACAUAGCCUCCUAUUCCAUCCGACCCCACAGCCUUACCUUGCUACCCCCCCCUUAAACCUAAUAUUCACAGAAAAUGAAUAAUGAAGCCUAUUAAUUUAAACCGCCUUAAAAGCCAGUGAACACACCGAAUGGCCAAGUGUUGACAUGUUGGCCAGAGGAAGGGCUUAAAUUAAAGUUGAACUGGGUAUUCCAUUUCGCGCACAUGCUUCUUCCGGUUUCGUUUCAAGCCGUAUAUUAGAAUAGACACUAUAAUUUAUUACGGGAAAUUCAAUUUUAUUUGUUAGUAAUUGUUUUAUAAUAAUAUUAUUGUAAUUUGUUUAAGCAUGACACUUAUAGCGCGCUAGAAAUAUAAUUCCAAAAAUUUUUGACAGAGAGUGGUUCAAUUUAAUCUUUUUUUCCAAAUUACUCUGAACUAUUCACCAUGCGCUACCUUUCCUGCCCUUGUCCUACUUUAACCAUGCCCUGGUCUUACUCGUGCCCUAUCUUUGUCUUGCCUUGCCUUGCCUUGCCUUGCCUUGCCUUGCCUUGCCUUGCCUUGCCUUGCCUUGCCUUGCCUUGCCUUGCCUUGCCUUGCCUUGCCUUGCCUUGCCCUGCCCUGCCCUGCCCUGCCCUGCCCUGCCCUGCCCUGCCCUGCCCUGCCCUGCCCUGCCCUGCCCUGCCCUGCCCUGCCCUGCCCUGCCCUGCCCUGCCCUGCCCUGCCCUGCCCUGCCCUGCCCUGCCUUGCCUUGCCUUGCCCUGCCCUGCCCUGCCCUGCCCUGCCCUGCCCUGCCUUGCGCUGCCCUGCCCUGCCCUGCCCUGCCCUGCCCUGCCCUGCCUUGCCUUGCCCUGCCCUGCCCUGCCCUGCCCUGCCCUGCCCUGCCCUGCCCUGCCCUGCCCUGCCCUGCCCUGCCCUGCCUUGCCUUGCCCUGCCCUGCCCUGCCCUGCCCUGCCCUGCCCUGCCCUGCCCUGCCCUGCCUUGCGCUGCCCUGCCCUGCCCUGCCCUGCUCUUCCCUGCCCUGCUUCGCUUUACUCUGGCAAUAGCCCUAGCCUUAACUUACCCUUUCACCAACCUAUACCCCCCUAUAAAAUAAAAAUAUUUUUUCACCCCUACCACUUUAACCUCUCACUAAUUUUACUAUAUAUAAUAUUUUACAAAAAAAUUUACGUAUAAUAUAGUCUUAUUUUACCUUCAUUUCCCGGUUUUAUUGGCAAAUAAUACGAUUUGCGAAAUUAGAAUGACCUGUCCGUUCUAUUAUACGAAAAAAGUUAUGUUUUAUCGAAAACAAUGACCGUUUUGGUUUUGCUGAAAGGGCAAUGAGAAGUGGGUAUGGGAGCGACAUUCAGAUUCAGGUCCAGGUUUUAGAAAAGUUGAAUGGAUUUUGUAAUUUUUUGAAAUUUUGAAGUUUUUUUCCAUAUUUUUGAGGCAAAAAAUUUUUAAAAUAGUCUCCGGGCUUAAAUUUUUGAUUUUAAAAUACCCUACCCUAAUUUAUUCAACCUCCCCUACCCUACUAUUGUUGAUAUGCAAAAAAAAAUAAAAAUUAAGAAUUUUUUUAAUUUUUUUUUAAAUUUUUAAAAAAAUUAUUAAAUAUUGUUCUUUUCAGUUCAAACCCCCACAACGGCCCAAACAGAGCCAAAACAGCCUGAGGCAACGACAAAAUUAGCUCCACCAAGGUCUCGACUGUCUGCUCCGCCACCGCCAGCAACUACGACAGCUUCUAGCCGGCUAAAACCUCCUGUUAAGGCUUCUUCGUCAAGGUAAACAACUUUUUUUUAACUUUUUUAGAAUUUUAGGUAUAAAAAAAUCGUUUUUGUAAACUUUUUAAAUUUUUUUAAAGUUUAGGUAUCAAAAAGACAUUAUUUUAAAUUUUCUUUGCUUUGUUUGGCCUGAAAGUUUCUAGAAUAUGGGGUUUUAUAAAUUUUUUGCUGUAAAACUACCUAAAAUAAGAGAUUUUUUUAGCAGUUUUUACUGUCUUGCUAUGAAUUUUUGAACCGAAAUUAAAUUUUGCUUUCCAUUUAAAAAUUUUUUUUUUUAAUUUUCAAACAUUAUAACCAAUAUUUCUGUAAAAAACCCCCUUUUUUAUCACCACAACCUCAUUUUCUCCAAAAUUCCCCCAGGCAUUUCGUGUUUAAAAACUGUGCAAAGGCUUGUCUCCAUAAUUGAUGACAUGUUCCCCUUAAACACCCUGAGGGGUCAUAAUGUAAAUAGACUUGUAAAGACAGACGGGUCUAUUUUGGUAGAUUUACAACUCGUUCUACUCGAUUUACAACUUGUUUUUAGUAGUUUUUAGCUAAAUUCUUGGAGAAAAUUGGUUUUUUCCGUAAACAUCUUAGUGGUUUUUGAUGUAAAAUAAGAGUUUUCAGCUGGAUGAUGUUAUAUUAAUAGUAGGUGUGAAAAAUUGUUUUGCAUGCGUUCCAUAUUGUCAUUGUUGUUUUUAAAGGCAUUAAAAUUGAGUUUUAUAGGCAUAACUACCUACUGUAACAUUAAAAACCUAGUAUAACAUAAUUUAAAGCAACUUUUCUUCAAUUUUUGGAGCUACUGAAACACUUUGACUAUAAUAAAAGUAAUUUCUGACACCUAAUGUAACUUUAUAACCAAAUAAAUUGCAGGAUAACCUCAGCACACGGCUCAACAAAUAACCUAGCUACUUCAAAUCUCUCUUCAACCUCAACUACAUCAACUACAAGUGCUUCAUCUACGUUGGCUACGGCGAAUGGUCAUGCUGGGUCUAAUCUUAAAGGUCCUAGCUUCCUGAGACAUCGCUCUUCCAGUGCUACCGUAUCCAAGGAGAUUCCGCUUACUGUAAAACCUUCUGUAAAGAAGACUACUGAAGUCAAGAUUCUAAAGUCAGGAGGUCAGAAGCUGAAAAGUGCACCAUCUGUCGAGUCAGUUAGAGUGCCAUUAACUCAAAGUGGUACUGGGUUGAAAGGUCAAGCUGGCCAGAGUAGUGGGUUGAAGUUACAUAAAGGUAACAGUAAGCUGGGAUCGCAUACUGCACUAAGUGCACCACAAAGCACUGCUGUACCAAUUUCUGGACAAAAUUUGGUGUCACAACAACCAGACCAAAAAGUGGUAACAAAAGUUUCUGAUUCAAAAUUGGCACCACUAGUAACAAACACAAAACCAGUACCAGCAGUACCAGACGACAAAUUGUUAACUAAAAAACAAGAAGAAAAACAGAUCCCACUGGAAACCCAAUCAGAAAACAAGCUAGUACCACCCUCGUCCAAGCCCGGCUCAAUAACUAAACUCAAAAGACCAACUGAAGGAUCUUCUCCAUCUAAAAUGAUGUCCUUCUUCGGAAAGGGCCGGAAAUCAGAAACAAGCAAGAAGACUGUAGCGGAAGAAACAAACACGCCACAAAAAACAGAUCCAGCUUCUGGAACCGCUUUAUUCACCAAACCCAAACCGCCUCAAGUGCCGGAGAAGAAAUCGAAGUUGGCUGUGACCAAGGCUGAUAGCGAUAUAAGGUAGGCUGUUUCUGAUCAUUUUUAAAAAUUUCUGAAGCCUUCAAAAGUUUAAUGAAGUCCUCCAUCUUUCAAAUCAUGGUUUUUAGCCAUAGCGGCCCAAAAACAAAAUUCUCCCGCGCAAAAGAUUUUUCCUAUAAUUUUUGCCAUGGAUAACAUUCUCAGCGAGUUUUAUCCUCAAUUUCUUUUGAAAAUUCUAACGUAAUUGGUUUCUAAACCUUCUAAAAUAUUAUCCCUUAUUUUAUAUCUCCAAUUUUUCAUCAAGACGAACGUUUUUAUAUUGUUAUAGUAGUUUGUCGAUAUUUGAGACCUAAAAAUGGAGCUAAAACAAUGUUAAGAUGUAGAAUUUCGUGUAAAUUGAUUCAAAUCUGAAGCGAACACUUAGAAUUUCGUUAAGAUAAUUUUUUUUGGUACCUAAAACAAAAAAAACAAUAAUUGAAAGACACUUACCAAUCCAUUUGUGACUUGUUUUAGCUUGAACUUGGUAAUGUUGUUGAAACAUAAAACAACAACAAUAAAACGUUAGUUUUGCUGAAAUAUAGGAAACUAAAGCAAAGUAAUAAUAUUUUAAAAACUUUAGAAACCAUUUACAUUAGUAAUUUCGUGAGGAAUCGAGGAGAAUUGAGUGGUAUAUUAUCCAUGCAGAAUUUUUUUUUAUUUUUAGCGAAAAUGAAAAUUUUUCUUCAAAAUUCGAAAAAAGCUUAAAAAUGUGUAUUUUCAGAGCUGAUCCAGCAUCAGAAGACAGUGCUUAUGGUUCGACAAUAACCAACAACCCAAGUCCGCGGUCUUCUUUGAGCAACAACAGUUCAACUCAUUCAUCUACCUCAUCUUUGGCCACUUUUCACAAACCUACUUCAAUCCCAGCCUCCGUUCUGCCUGAAACUAUACCAGAAGUUCCAUCUUGUACCAAUGUAUCAGACAGGACGACCAAUAUUAACGUAGAUAGGUGGAGAGAUCAAAGUUUGGACAGAAGAAUCGAUCAAAGCCUUGAGAGGAGAGCGGAUCACAGUCUUGAAAGGAGAGCUGAUCACAGUCUUGAAAGGAAGAUUGAUCUAGGCCCCAAAUUAGUUGAUGAUUCCGGAAUUUCAUCUGACGCUACGAAUCCAUACGAUACAGUGGUUAAGAAUUGUCAGGACGGAAAGCCCACUUUGGCUGUGAAAGGAUUUAUGGCUAGAAAUCGAUCAGAAGAGCCUAAAAUCAGCGAAGAGAGGGUUAGUGAAGGCAGAGAACUGAAAUCAGAAGCUGAUGGACUUCGUCCGGUCACUAAAAUUGGGGUUAUUCAUUCACUGGUCAAUCAUGGUAAGGUGGUAUUGAUGAUUUUAUGUUUUUUAUUGUUAUAGAAGGAGAAGUCUUGACGCUGAUUUUUAUUGGAAAUAAGGUUGAAAUACGUCCAGAUUUUUGUUUGACUCUAGUAUAAUAUUUGUUGCAGUACUUUUAGAUGUUUUUGUACUAUAUAUUACUACCUACACUUUCAAAGGCAUCAGAUGUUAGGAGUGCCUAAGCCCCAGGCUAGAUUUUUUAAAUUUUAAAACUCAAUUUUAGAUCAAAAACCGCUAAAAACCCCGAAAUCUGGUCGAAAACUUCACAAAACCGAAGGCUUGGAUUCGGAUCUACAGGACAUGCCCGUUCCACCACCCCCAUUACGUCUCACUUCCGACCUGACAUUAUUAUGCAAUAACAAACAAGGUGAGAAUAAUAUGUCUAUAGUAAUAUAAUCGACUUACAGCUGCGUCUAUUAUAAUCGAGCUUUGUCUAUAUUAAUGUAGGGCUUUUAGUUUAUUAAGGUGAUGGGUGGGGUAUUUUGAUUAUAAAAAGGUGAAGGAGGGGGGGGGGAGGGGUACGGAAAAUUUUUUUUAGUGGAGGGUAAAUUUAAUGACAGGGUAGGUAGAGCAGAGUAGGAUAGGGUAGAAUAAGGUAGGUUAAGGUAGGGUAAGGAGAGUUAGAGUAGGGGUACCUCAUAAAAUAAUGAGGAGAAAUGUAAUAAACAGCGUGUCAAUAAAAUAAUAGGGUAUUAUUAUUUAAUAAUAGACCUGUUUGACAAUGUCAAGGUGUUAGGCUGGUUACGUAUAUUAUAAUUGGGGAUUAGGUUCGACUCAAUUUUUGUUUGUUCGGCUGAAAGAUGAGUGAAUUGAGAUGGAUAAUAGCGAGUUUUUAGUUGGUUUUUGCUACAGAUUUACUAGACAAUAUUAUUUUAGGUAACCAGGAGUACAAAAAUAGGAUUUUAGUUAUUAAAAUGUACUAUAAGAUAGAUUUUUAAGUCGUUUAUGGAUUUUAAAUAACAACUUUCACUAAAAAAUGUAAUUUAGGUAACAAUAUCUAUUAAGCACUACCCCAUCCCCUCAAAAAUCAAAAACCUUGGAGGUGACAAGAGAUUAGUGUCCCAACCCCUCAAAACAGCUGUCUUUAUUCAAAUUCCGUAGUCAAAUGAGAUGUGCCUUUGUUUAUGCCACUGAUCUUGUCUAUUACAAUGCCAGUGUUCUCUCUCUUUUUUAAAUUUAUUUCGGGGGUACCUUCAGGCACAAAUUUAUAGGCGGAGGUCGAAUGAAUGGGUUCGGUUAUAAUUUGAAUGGGUUUGGGUGGGAGAAAAGUGGUUGAGGGUUUUGCGGGAGGAAGUUGGGGUAGGGUAGAGGGAAGGGGGGGGGGUGGGUGGGUGAUUUAUGUUUAAGGCUGUGUUUUAAACAUUUUUUUUGUGUUGUUAGGGGUCCCGAUGGGAAUUAUUUUCUGAAGGGUAGGAUAAGGCAAAAUGCCUUGUGAUAAUGUAUAUAGAUCAAAACGUAGGGUUAAUAGUUGAGAUUUUUAUUUAAGGCGGUGGAAGGGGUAUUUUGAUUAUAAAAAGGAAAAGGAGGUGUACAGAAAAAAAUUUUUUUGGUGUGUGGCACAUUUAAAACUAGGGAAAGGGAAGGUGUAGUAGAGUAGGGUAGGAUAGGGUAGGGUAAGGUAGGGUAGAGUAAGGUAGGGUAGGGUAGGGUAGGGUAGGGUAGGGUAGGGUAGGGUAGGGUAGGGUAGGAUAGGGUAGGGUAGGGUAGGGUAGGGUAGGGUAGGGUAGGAUAGGGUAGGGUAGGGUAGGGUAGGGUAGGGUAGGGUAGGGUAGGGUAGGGUAGGGUAGGGUAGGGUAGGGUAGGGUAGGGUAGGGUAGGGUAGGGUAGGGUAGGGUAGGGUAGGGUAGGGUAGGGUAGGAUAGGGUAGGAUAGGGUAGGGUAGGGUAGAGCGAAGUAGGUUGACUUUUUUUGCUCUUUUCUACCCCAUUCUCUUCCGCUUUUACCUCCAUUCUUCUUUUGUAACCGACACCCAUGCCCUUUGACAAUGAGUAAUGGUCAUUUUACGUUUCUCAAAUAAUCAGAAUCCUGACGUAACAUCAAGUAUAAUAUAACCUUAGCUAAUGGGUCACUCUUUUCACAUUUUAUGUUUAUUUUUUUGUCGGAAACAGUGACCGGCUCUUUUUUUUGAAAUUCGAUCCUCCAAACAGUGUUUUCAUGAAAUGAAAUCGAAAUUUAGAAUCUGACCACUUGAGGCAUUUUCUAAUUAGUUUUCGACCAGAUUUUAUCGGUCUGAGAAAUACGAACAUGUGGGGUCAUGUUGCAUUAGAUAUUGUCGUAAUAAGGAGGGAUAUUCGUUUAUUGGUUUAGAUUGGGAGACAGGUUUAGAUGAGGAGGUGUACAGGUUGUUCAAGAUUUUAUGUAGGUGGUUUUUAAUGAGGUGUGCGGGUUAUGAUCUUAUUAAUGAGCUGAUAAGCCUAAUAUAAACGAUAUGGUAGGAGAGUGGGUUAGGCGGCUGAGAUAUACACUAGGGCAGGGAUCAGCUCUUUUUCACAGAUUUAUAACUUUUUGGAGAAAGGUUGGCACUAAAAUUUUUAUUUAACAUUGGCAAUGGUGGUUUACAGUGUAAAUUCUUUAGUAUUUAUGACUUUCUAUAGUGUUACAUCUUCUUUAUAAUGAAAGCUUCAUGACCGCUCUUUGUAAUAAAAAUUCAAUGAAGAUGGACCUGGGUACUAUUACAUUCUGUUUAUAAGUAAAUGUUUGGACUAGUCUCUUUAGUGUCAUACAAAAAAAAGGUUUUACUGUAUUUUUGGAUUUUUGUGUUUCUUGUGUCAUUAUGUAUUUACAUAACAGUAUUUUUUUGCUUUAGCAUGUCUCCCAAUUACUUGUUUACACUUCAAAGACCACGUAUCCUUGUCCAAAAAGUAUCAACUUCUAAUUCUAUUUUACUCUAUUACUUCUUGCUCUUCCAAGUAAUCUUCUACUAGCUCAACAUUACAUAAUCAACUUAUGGUUACUUUAGUCUAGCCAUGCUUUAUUUGGGAUGGGGUUAGAGCUAGAGCUAGGGCUAAGUUUAUAUUAACUACCAUGCCUUUUAACUUGUAAUGUUAACUGCCAUAUCCUUUAAUUAUGCUAUUACAUCAACUACCAUGCUCUUAAUCUUUGUCACACCAACUACCACGCCCUUGCCUUACAACUACAUAAUUUAAUGUUUUAGAGCCGAGCGUAAUCAAAUUUGAAGCCAUGCAGAGCCAAGUGGAUAAUGCCAAGACCAUACGACGAGUGAUGCGGCUGGCUUAUCGCCACAGGGAGCGACACGACAGGUCAGUGCAGACGGGGCCUAAUUUGUUAAAACAGCGGGAGGGCGGGGGUUUUUUUUGAAGAAAAGAGGGGUGAUUUGUGUGUGAAAAAAAAGAUUGCCAAAUAUGGAUAUGAAAUAGAUAUAUUGUCUUAUAUUAAAGGGUGUUUUGAAGGUUAUGUUAAGAUUGACGUUGGGCAGGGUGUUUUGGUUUGUAAAAUGGGGUGGGGUUUACCUAAAAAUCAGUUUUGGUUCAAGAUUGAAAAUUGUUACCUAAAAUGUUUACAAAACAAAAUUUUAAGCUUUGUUUGACUAUUUUUUAUCACCUAAACCUUUGUUUUUAAAAAAAUGUUGUUUUCCAAUCCCAUCUGAUCUCUCAAAAACGGAAAUCCGUCGGCUUCGUUUGCCGUUUUUUGGCCAACGUAUUAAGGUUGGGAGGUCCAAAAGGGCGCUUAAUGUGAAUCCCACUGAAACUUUGCUAAUAUUUUACUUUUGGGACAAAGAAACGGUUAAAAGUAGGGAUAUUGAAGGAUUUUUUCCUACUAUGAUCUGUUCGUAUAUUGAUCAGGGAUGGCGCUAUAGAUAUUUUCUUGAAACAGGGGGGGGAGGUGAAUACUAAAAAAAUUUCUAGCUUCAGAUUACCUGUGCAUUUAUUUUUCAAUUUUUUUUUUAUUUUACUACGUUCGGGGGCCUAUUUACCCGUUGAUUUUUUUGGACCAGCUUUGGGAUGGGGGUGGAUUUUUUUUAAUGGAACUUAUUUACUCCCUCUCUUUCUUAGCUGUGCUCUUGAUAUUGACUACAAAAAAUUUUAAUGUUUUUGAAGUAUUAUAUUUUUUAGUUUUUUUAAAUUUUUUUUUGAUAAAUCAAAUCAUUUUUAGGCGUAUUUUACACUAGUUUUUAGCCAAAAUAAGUUUUAUUUUUAAUUUUGAAUUUUAAUUAAAUUUUUAUUUUUAAAAUUUAGUCAAAAUUUUAUUGGAAAGUUUUGGAAAUUCCUAUUUGCAAAAGUUGAAAGAGGUCAUGAAAGUUUUAUUGUUAUUGGGAUUGAGGAUAGAUCAGUUUGUUUGAUAUCUAGGAUAACAUAGAUAUAACAUUGGCCUAGUUUUAAUCUAGAAUGGGGAGAGGUAAAAAACUAAAAAAUGAAAACAAAACAUUUAAAGGUUGGGUGAGGAGAUAGACAAGAAAAUUUUUUUAAAAAUUUUUUUUGUUUGCUAAUUUUUAAAAACGCAUUUCUUUAGUUACUGUAAUAUGUUGUGCUUAAAAAUUUUUACAUAACCUAGUAUUGUCAUUUCCAUACUUUUUUUUAACUAUUUUUUAUUCUUCGUUUUUUACCCCCCCCGCCUCCCCCUCCCCAUCUUUUAUUGUCUAAUUUGGUUGUUUUCGCGCUGUCUUUUGUUGCACUUGAACUUUGACUAAAAGUGCGAUCCAGAAUUAGCUAAAUUAAUUCAUAAACUCUGUCAGUCGGGGACCGUUCCUAAGCGCCCCAUCCAUGGUUUUGUCGCGCACUCAUCGCUCCGUCGUCUUCUUCCUGAAAUUUGAAUAAUAGCACAUUAGUGGAACCGUUUCCGGUCAAACGCUUUUCUAGCCCAUGCCCCCUGGCAACAGCGACGGUCCACUUAUUCGCGCGCACAAUAUGCCUCCAGGGCAUUAUGGGAUUGCGGCCCUUACCUUUUGUUCAGGUUAUUAGGGAUGAAAUCGCAGGGCGGAGGGGGUUUAGGGUAGGGUAGUAGGGUAGGUAGGGUAAGAUAAGAUAAAGUGAGAUAGGGUACGAUAGGACAGGGUAGAGUAGGGUGUGACAAGGCAGAGUAAGAUAGUGUAACUUAAGGUAAGGCAAGGUUGAGUAGAAUAGUUUAAGGUUUUUCAGUUACACUAGAAGCCUUUAGGCAGUAUAGUCUCAGCAACUUUUGCCCAGAGGGUAAUUUUGAUGUUGGAGCGGGGAGAGGUGGCCAAAAAAAUUUUUUUUGUUACGGUAAUCUUUACUAAUAAAUUUUUUGCAAAAAAAAUUUCGAUAGUUUAUUUCAACCCUUUAGCCUGUUUUGACUUUUACAAGCUGAAACGUUCAUUACCAAAAUUAGGACAUCUUUGGCGGCGUUUUUUAAAAAAAGGUGUGACAAAUUAUUUUAACGACACAUUUAUUUUUACCUUUGAAGAACUGAUGUAGCUGAUUUUAAUCUAACAAGAUCUAUUGAUUUUAUAAAAAUGUUUGAUUUGAGAUCUUGUUUCUUUGUAAAGUUACCUUCUUGUACAAGAAUAAUUACAAUGAUUAGGGAUGGCGCUAGGGGAAAGGAGGUAAAUGAGGGUGCAUCUACCCCUCCAGUUGAAACGAAAAAAUUUUUAUAAGUAGCAGUUACCGGGAGGCUAUAAAUUUUUUGUUUUUUACCCUUCUCAAAAGAACUGUAGCUAAAUAUAGCGACGUCUUUGAAUGUGAUGGCAAUUUUUGUUAUCUAAAACAAUUUUUUAAUUAUUUUUAAAUUUGAGUUUAAGUUUUAAAAAACAAAAAAAAAUUAUUUAUAGCUUCAUUCUUAUUUUAAUCUUUCCAAAAUCUACAAAACCGAACGCGCAAGGUCAAGUUUUAUGUUCGAAGCAGCUCCAUUUCAAUUCAGUUUAUUCCAAUUUGCAAAGUCCAUAAAGCCUUCCAAUUCAAAGUCUUUUUUUUCUCGUUUGAUCGCCUCGUUUUAUGGCGAUUUUUUGAAACGAAACUCUUUAAGUGCGUUCGUAGUAGCAUCUGCCAUUUGAUCCCCUUUACCGCGCAGGCCUCUUCAAAGUCGCUGGAGUUGAGGAAACGAGGAGAAAUCAGUGGUUUUUUGCAACAAAUCUCUCAAUUUAUUUAUUUUUAUUGGCGGUUCUGGCUCUGAAUAGCCUUUGUUAAGUGGGAAAGUUUGGGUUGGAGGUAGGGAUUAGGAGGGGGAGGAUGGGGUAAUUAAAAUUGAGGAAAUUAUAGAUUAUUUAGAGGAGUUUUUGAAAUUGUUAAAGGUGGUUAAAACUUAAAAUUUUGAUUUUUGAGUUUUGAGACUCCAGUGGAACCUAUAGUAAAGUAGACACCUCAAAGGUGGUUCAUUAAGCCCAGGGACGUCAAAUUCGAAGGCCCGCACACAUUGGAGGACCAAGGGCCGAGGUAUAAACUAAAGCCUGGUCCGCGGGCUGGGUCGACAAUUUUUGUCCUGCCCUUUACAGGUUUUGUGGAAUAAAAGUUUUUUUGAAAAACGUUUAAAAGAUAUGUUUUCCAGCCGUUUUUUACCUUAAAUCGUUAUCAAUAAAUAAUAAAGCAAUAUAUUUUUCAAAUAAAAGUACGAGUUUGAUAAAAGUUUAGAUAGCAUAUUUAAAAAAAAAACUAUCAAUAAAUAGUAAUAUCACUAUGUUAAAAAGUUUAAUUUGGGUCUUUCUUAUCAAACAAUGAAACUUUUUCUUUAACUUUUAUGGUAAAAAAAUAAUUUGGUGAUAUAAAGGAGUUUAACUUUAGUUUUUAAACUGUUUGUAUUGAGGGCUUAUUGCACUUUUUUAAAUUUAAAAGAAUGUCAAGUUGAUAUUCAAUUAUCGUGAACAUUUUGAGGUGUUUCAAAAGACUUGUUGUUGAAAAUCUUUUAAGUUCAGAAGCAAUAGGGCUUUAGGGUACUAAAAAUUAGCUUAAUAUUAUAUUUGAUGCUAUAGUCAUGAACCUCUCUAGGACAGAGGAUGGUAAAUGAGGGUGGAACCACUCCUCUAAAGCCGGUCCGGAAAAAAAAUUCACAAAUCUGAUCGUGAAAAAUUGAAAAAAAAUUUUUUUUGUUUUUUACCCCUUCCUCCGUUUAAAAAAUGGUAAAACAUCUGUAGCAACGCUUCUAACUACAGUAGUUUUUUUACAUUUUCUAUUCUUAACUUUGGUGUUAAAUGCCAUAUCAACUCUUUAUUGCCUCGGCAAUGUCAUCUUUGAUUAUCUCCUUCUUCUCCAUCGUUCUCUGAUCUAUUGGCCAUUUUUUCCACACACAAUAUCACACAACCCCUGAGGCGUUUUUUGACCUCUACAAAAAAUGUUUUUUAUAAAUUGAGACAUUUAUAAAUGAAAAGCACAUUUGAUUGUUUCAAAUUAGAAGAACACUUGAACGGCGAUAAAAACGUGCUGAAUCGUGCCAACAUUUUCACUUUUUCUUUUUCAGCUUCGAAGACAGUUCAUCCAUUUCCAGCGGACUCUCGGAGAACCUGGACGACGUUUCGACGGACGAUUUAACUGGCAGGUCGGUUAAUUCGAGACAUUAUUUAUUGCCCUAAAGUUGGUUUUUUGGCCGCUGGGUUUAGAUUAAUUGAAUUUGUUUGAAAGGAAGGUUUUUUGGUGCAAACUUGAGGCUUUAGCGAUGUUUUAUAGCCAAUAAUAAGGUUAUUAUGGGGGUUUUAUAGGGGUUUUGGGCUUGCUUUUGGGGCUGUAAUGAUCAUAUUUUUGUUGUAAUAAGGUUAGUCUUUUUAAUAUUACAAACGCAAGAGCUAUGUUUAACAAAAUUAAAAAAAUUUUGUUCUUGCGCUACUUACUUUACUAAAUUGUGGUAAAGUAUGCACUAAAAUAAAUUUUCUUAAUAAAUUUAUGAGCUCGAAAAGGUAUAAUCUUAUUUUUGGCCUAAAAUAAGCGGUUUUAUGCCGAUUUCUCUCAAAAUUCUUGCGGUUUCAUCUAGAGAAAUUGUUGUUUUGAUAACAGAAGGUUAUAAAAUGACAGUUUUAAUAUUUAAAAAAAUUAUUAUUUUGUUAAAAAGAACUAAUAAAUGAUCAAGGUGGAACUAGGUCGGGAAUUUGAAAAUCAGCUAAGCACGGUAAACUAGGUCUGUAAAGAGCCGGGCGGGGCUCACUUUUUGGAGAGUUGAAAGAUGUUCGUUAUACAAGAUUAUUGUUAUAGACGAGUUAGAGGAGUUCUACUGUACAGCCAAAAUUUAUGAUGAAAAGCAGUAAUAAAUUGUCAUUUCUGGGCGGUGGCAAGAGCCAUAUGGGCGAAAAUUUGCAUAUUUUUUAUAUUAUAUCAAACCGGCUUUGCUAAAAAUGAACUUGGCUUUGUAAGACUUACGUUUUAUGCUUUUGGCCAGAUUUGGAGGGAUUUGGGUUUAUGGGUCUAAUGACGUAUUUUACAUUGAAUUUUUAAAUUUUUACGGUUUAAAUUAAAAGACUGUCAACUUGUAAAAAUGGCUAUACAGUUCAAUUUGAGCACCUAGUUACAUCAUGUUUUGUUUACCCAGUCGAUUGUCACUAAUUUUGUCAGAUGAAAAUUAAUUAAAUUUGUGAGGUUAGGGCAGUAUCUGAAUACGAAAAUCUCUCAGAAAUUCUUGUUUUUAUUUACGAGUACUGUUCUGAUACUGGCUUAAUACUGCAUUAGUAUUAGAGGGGUUUGCAGAAAAUUGGGUUUUGUAAUGAAUAUGGCUAUAAAAAUGGCAUUUUUCCUGGUUUUUUAGUGGAAAAUUGGCUAAAAAAUUACGUUUCUUGGCCUAAAGUCUUUUUUAAAACUUACCGUAGUAUAAAAAAUCUUGGCAAUACCUAUUUCAACAUAAGAAAAUUAGUUUCAACCUACUAUAAUAUUACAAAUUUUGCCAAAAACGACAAAGUACAUCAUAUUGUAGUAGGCCUGCAUCUCCCUUAUUAUUCACAAAAGGAAUGUGAUUAUAUAAAAGUAUUUACAGCUCCCUCUCUGACCAUAACAUGACAGCGGCGACGAGCUCGGUCCCAUCGCGCGGCCAGAUCCUCCCACGGGCCUCGAAAGCCUCGAACUUUGAGAAUGCCCAGAGGGAACAACAGCGGAAGCUGGUCGAACAACAACAAUCCGUCGUCGAGGAGCUGCUUCAGAAGUCGAGGUCUUCACAGCGGGGUUUGGCUUUUCAGAACAGUGUUCAGGUAAGGGUGCGGGGUUGGGUUUUUUUUUGUUGGGGGAAGGGGGGGGGGCUUUAUUUUAAGGUCUUUUAGGAGUUUUUAGGAAGGGUAAAAUUUUUUUUUCGGGGGGGGAGGGGGGGGGGAGUGGUUUUUUGGUGGGAGAUGGGGUGGGUUGGAAGUAAGUGAUUAUUCAAGGGACUAAAAAGGUUUUACUAUAAACCAAAAAAUCAUCAAAUUUUAACAAAAUUUGAUGAAAAAAUAUGGCUACGGCAAAACUACUGUAACUUUGGAAAGAUAGUGAUUUUUGAAAACGUUUUUGUUCCGUUCGAUGGGUAAUACACUAAGCUAUAUUAUCACAAGUUUUUAAAUUUUCAUCUUUAUUUUAAAGUAUUUUACGAUCAUUUUAGUUAAGACACAUCAAAUUUUCUUCUUUUUGCCAUAUCUUACUUUACAGUAAAAAUCGAACGCCCAUUUUUUACCGUUUUCUACCAUAAUAUUCAAAUUCGAAUGACUCAAUAAAAGAGUUGUAUUCGAAUGAGUCAAGAGUUAUAAGAUUUGUCAACUUUUUUUUCGAAACCCCCCUAUUGAAAUUGAUUUGUCUCGUAAAUCUUGGCAGAUUUUAUCGCUCGCGCAACGGUCAUUUCGGCUCUUUGGAAGGAAUGUUUUUGCCGGGGUGUCCAAAUCUUUUUUAAAGAGCGGCCGAUGGUCAUUUCUAACUGUUUUAAAUUUUUGAAGCGUUUCCGCGAAGCCCCAAUUUGAAUACGUUUCGAAACGUAUUUUUUGGAAUUAUUAAAGGCAGCCGGCUUCAAAUGGCUUUAAUGGACAUUACGAUGGGGCAUGGUGGGGGAGGGGCAAAUAUUUAGUACUAGAGGGGUUGAAUUUGAAAAUUAUUUUAAAAUGUCAUUUUGUAAAGAACGGUUUUUGUCAUUUUUCGAGUGUAAAGAAUGUUUUUGUCAUUUUUUACUUGUGUAAAGAAAGUUUUUGCAAUUUUAAAAUUUUUCAAAUAAUUUUUGAAAAUUUAAAUUUUAAAAAAUUAAAAUAAUUUUUUCAAUUUCAGUCAACCAGUACAACAGAUUUUGGCCGAGUAUACCACACAUUACAUGGGGCAGCACCAACGCUUAGUGCUGCACAAAGAGUACCACAUGUUCAGCUGAGUGCUGAUGGGGAUUCAUUACACAUAAGAAGUCAUAACAAUACUCCAAAUUGUACGUUUUUUGAAUUUUUGUGGUUUUUAAAGGGUUUUACAUUUUGAAACUUGAGUUUUUUACUGACCCUACCCUACCCUACUCUAUCCUACCCUAUCCUACUUACUUUACCUUAUCUUACGCUACUCUACCUUACCCUACAGUACUCUACUCUAUUUUAUCUUACUCUACCAUACCAUGCCCUGCUUUAACCUACCCUACUAUACCCCGCCAUGUCAUGCCAUACACCACCCUAACUUAUCUCACCUUACUUUCUUUUGUUCUACUAUACUUUACUCUUGCUUUACUCGUGAUUUCAUCUACUCUACCGUUUACUUUUGUCCUAAACUCACUUUACCUUAACCUAACUUUAGGUCUAUCUUUUCUUUACUUGAGUCUUAACCCUGUUUUACCUUAGCCAGGCCUUAGCCCUACCAUAGCUAUUUACUAUACAUUUAACAUUAUCCUAACCUAGAUUUACUUUUAUUUUGCUUUGAGCCUAAUUUUUUAUUUUACCUUACUUAAUUUAAAAAAAUUUUGAUUUCAAAGCCCAGCUUUACUAAAACAACUCAAACUAAUGUCCAUUCGAGUGUCUUUAUGAGUUGAAUUCCUCUCUUUACAUUUUUUGUUCACACGUUUCCACUUUAGUUGGUACACAAACCUCCUCAGUUCAUUACAACUGCCAUUCAUUGGAUCGACAGGGUCAUUUGAAGACCUAUUUGGAGCCUCAACGUCACCAAAUACAACAGAGUGCUUAUAGUGAGAUUGGACGACCGACUGACCCAUACAUGAUGAAUAUGACACAUAGGAACAGUGGUAGGUGUAUUAUGAGUAAUUCUUGUUUUUUUUUGUUUAUGGGUAAUUUUUAAAAUUUUUGUGCGUGUUUUAGUAUUUUGGAGCUAUUUUUUUUUAAAUCAAAAUUUGUAAAAUGCGUUUUUUCUGAUCUAUAAUUUAGUUUUUUUAAAAAUUUUUUUAUGUUUUUACAACUCUUUCUAUGUGUUAAAAGUGUGUUUCCUAAUUUUCCUUGCUUACACUAACAUAAUAUAAUUGUUCAAAUAAUUCUGAGCAAUUAAAUCUUGAAAAUUUUUUUGAGAGGUGGCACAGAACUAGCUGAACAUCUUAGGUUGCUUAGAAUUAAUUGAACAACCUAGGUGGCUCAGAGUUUUUUGAACAGUCUAAUAACUAAGCCCUAAAAUACUACAAUUUCAAAAAUCCUAAUUUUCCGCCAAUUGAUAACAAAAUGCUUAACAACCUAUGUUAUUUUGCUUUAACCCUAUUGCUUGUCGAUUUAGACCGUUCCCAUCAAGCACGGUCCUCGUCCGUCUCCGCGAUGAACUGUCCGUCCCAAAUGUCUCGGUCCAUGGUGUUCUACGAGUCCGAUACCAAUAUCAACAAAAUUAACAACAAUUCACGCCAAUUAACGUCGCGAGAACGGCUGUACGCUGAGAUGAUGGCGGCGGUUUCGAGUCCGCGAAGCACGACCAGUCGAUCGUUGAGCCGGGCUUCGCCGCGGCCCAGUCGAGCUUACUUUAGCCUGGCUAAUGAGAGGCCUAAUCGCAACGGUACUGCUUGUUUAAUUUCUUUUUAGUACUGUUUGGCAGAAAGUUCAUAGGAUAUAAUAGUCGCAAAGUUUGUGAAAAUUGCAUUUUCUUAGUUUUUAAAGCUGAAACGGGUUUAAAAAUGCAUUUUUAUACCAAUUUUGGUCAUUUUUGUGAUUCUCUGAUUACUUUUUGACUAAACAGUACUAUUUUUUGCUUGUUUUUGUUGCGGGUUUCUGUUCAUUUUUACCAUGGUGAAGGUAUAAUGUUAACAUUGAGGAUGAUUAUUGUUUUCUUUGUUUUCAAAAUGACAUUUUUUGGAAUUUAGGUAACAACUGUAUUAAGAAUGGUGAAAAACGUUUAAAACUGAUUUUAAAAUUUUAAAAAUUAGUUUUUUGUUUAACUUUAGUUAUGAAAAAAAUGAAAAAAGAACAUUUUUUGAAAAAUCCGCACCAAGUGUACCAAAAAAGGGUUUUAUGGUACCACGUGUACCAUGAAAGCAUUUUAAGGUUUAAAACUUUUAUCUACUUCAAUAUUACUUUAGGUUCAUUAUCAGCUCGACUGCCAGGCCCAGACUAUGGUAGUCGGAACAAUCUUCGACUGCACAAACUUGGCGCUGAACUACAUUGUAGUCCACGCUCACAGCCAACGUUUGUACGCCUAAACAGCCAAUGUACCGGUUCACAAAUCUCACUUUCUCAUCGGUCCGAAAGUCCUUAUGCUAAUGUAAGUUGGUUUAUAAGGCUUUAAUAUCGGUUUUCCUAUUAUGUUGUUCACAUAAUUUUGUGCUCCAUAAUCUAGAAAACUCAAAAAGCUAAUUUUAGUUUGACCAUCAACAAGAAUUGCAUCGACUGAAUGAUGAGAUGAACUCUUAUUGUCGCAAUUUGUACAACCAAGACCAUACUCUACAACAAUUCGAAGCCGGUUUGGAGUCGAUCAAGCUUCAAGUUCAAAAGGUCUGCAAGAAAAAUGUAAGUUUAUACCUAAAGUGGUAAGAAAAAGUAGAAUUUUAUACCAAAAAUUUAUGAAAAAUAUAGUUUUUUUGGUUGAAAAAUAAACUUUUUGUUACCUAAAAUCUUCUUGAAUUGAAAAUAUGGUUUUAUGUUAACUAAAACCUUAUCUUUUCAGCCCUCACAAGCUGAAGCCUUGAUGCAGCGAAUUGAAGAACUGAAAGCUUUGAGCAUUGACUUGACACGUCGCGACUCUUCAUUGAAACGUCAUCCUUCAGUAGAAAGUGUACAAAGCUAUGCCAGUGUGAAUUCGAAACGAAAUGUUGAUAAAAAUGGCAUGCUGACAAAGACUGGCAAGAAAAGCUGGGUAGGUUAACGUAAUUUAUACAAGUUUGGGCUUAAUAUAAUCUAAUCUAAGGUUUAUAUGGAUCAAGUUUAAUGUUAAUGUGGAUCAAAGCAAAGGUAAAGGUCUACCUUUGCUUAAUUUUCUUAAAAAUAUGUUUUUUGGUCAAUUUUUAUGUCAACAUAAAGGUAUAAAAGCAUCGUCUUGUCUUGAUAUUUUGAUAAAAUAUUCAAGAUCUGGUUAUUUUAAUAUCGAUUUAAACUUAAAUUUAUGAUUUUAGGGCUUAGGCGCUAGCAAAGAGGGCAGUCAGGUAGUUUAGGUGUUGCAUAUGGUUAGAUGUUGUACAAAGUUAGGUGUUGUACUAGGUUAGAUGUUGUAUUGUGUUUGAAAAUUGUAUAUUGUAGUAAAGUCUUGUUGUUUAUUUGAAUAUUUUCUUUAUUUUGUUUUUCAAAUGAUUCUGUACCCCUAACUUCUAAAAUAAAAAAAAGUGAAAUUAGUUUUGAGAGGGGGCACAGAAUUAUUUGAACAACAAAUAUUUACCAUGAACUUUUUUUUGCACGGUGCAAUGACUCAAGCUACUAAUACUUGAAAAAGCGAGUUUUGAAGGAAAAAGUGAAGGUUUUUAAAAAAAUCUAAGGUCUUGAUGUUGUUAUUGUUAGUAUCAUCAACAGUUCUUAUCAAAAAAACAUUUUACAUUUUUCAGAUCCGAAGCUCGUUCAGCCGCGCAUUCAAAGGAAAAAAGCAAAAAUCUGAGGACAAGGGAUCCACCACCAAACUCAACGAAGCCGACGACGAUAUUCAUCAAUUGAAGAUGGAGUUGGAAGAGAAAGAUCGUCAGCUUGGAGACGUCCGCCUUGAAGCCUUGGAUAAGUCACGUGAACUCGACAUGCUUCGAGAGACCGUGAGCCGUCUGAAGAACGAAAACAAAGCCCUGAAGCACACCACGGUGCUCCUGGAACGCCGUGCCGUGCGCACAGAGAGUCGUGCUAGCUCACGACAAUCGCUGAGUACGUGCUGUCACGAAGAGGAGCAACUUGAAAACUCGAGUAUUCCGGAAAGAAGUUGCUCAUCUUCAACAUCAUCUAAACGAUCUUCUGGAGGUCUGAAUGCUCGAGUUGUGGUUGAAAUGGACACCAGCGGUAGUAUGGAGUUUGGUGCUCAACAAGAGUUGAACAUUGGCACUCUGAGCGUGGUUACACCUACUACAACAUGGAACGAUGUUGAUCGGUGUUUGAAUAGUAUGAUUGAUGAUUAUAUGAGGAGAAUUGAUCCUGGCCAGAAGUUGGGGCUGGUUGGCCAAAAUUGCUUGAUUGGAUAUCAAGUAGGGUACCACAAGGGUCAGGUUGGUGGUCAUGAACAACAUCUUCAACUACCAAAUCGAGCCAAAAAUGAUAGUCCACAAAUAUCACCUAAACUUGGUCAAGAUAUGAAAGGUGAUCAACUUAAUGGCUUGAAGUUAGAUUAUCAACAAGAUCAAGAAGGUACAGCAGAUAAUAUUCGGAAUAUUAUACUUGAUACCUAUCCAAAAUCAUCUCCUCAUGAGUUGAUAACUCCUUCAGUGAUAGUUAAGCUCAAGCUAAAGGGGGCGGCUCAAAAUGACAUGGACUCUCUUGUGAUCGAAUCCUUAUUCCCCAAAGAAACCCUUCACAAACUACUGAGCCUGCUGCUGAAGUCAAGACGACUUGUCAUAAACGGACCGACAGGCAUUGGCAAAUCGAACCUAUCUCGUUUCCUAGCCAAAUAUCUGGCUAGUCAACAGAAUAUUCAGUUAGACAAUGUACACGACUUCAACUUCCCUAUCAAUGAUUACGAAAAACAGUCCGCGUCGGCGAAGAAAGAGCUGGAGCAGCUGCUGCGAAGCGGCGAAGACGCCAUUGUCCGAAUCGACAACACACCGCGCAAAGCCGUCGACGUUUUGUGCAGCGCUUUCGCCACGGCCGACGAAUUUUUCAACGGAAAAAGCCGCGGACCCUACGUGAUCAUAACUCUGAACAAGACGAGUGACAUACAGUUGAAUGAUCUUCAAGUCAACUACAAUGUCCACUUCUUUUCGUUGUAUUGCCAAAUGGAGCCGGUUAAAGGUAAGGCUUAGAUCCUGCACCGAAAGGGGGAUUAUAGGGUAGGGUAGGGUAAAGUAUCGUAUUUUAGGGUAAGGCAGGGUAGGUUAAAGUAUUGUACUAUAUGGUAGGGUAGGGAAUAGUAGAGUAAAGUAAGGUAUGGUCAGGUAGAGUAGGGUAAGGUAAGUAUAAAUUGAACCUAAAUUUUCAAAUAUAAUUUUUUUUAAAGUUUAAAAAUUUUCAUUUCAGGAUACCUAGCCCGCUACCUCCGCCGCCGAAUAGCUCAAGAAGAACUGACCGGCUACUGCAAAUGUGGUGAACAACUCCAAACAGUCAUCGACUUUCUAACUCAAACUCUUCAAAUCGUCAACGACUUUAUCAAAGAUGUCAAUAGUCUCGACACCAUCGGGCCUCGUAUCUUCUUAAGAUGUCCGUUACAAAUGGAUCAAAGUCGUGUUUGGUUUAUUCGGCUUUGGAAUACCAACAUCAUACCAUAUUUGGCUAAAGUGGUGAGAGAGAAUGACGCUACGUUGGAGAGUGAUCCAACACCGUUGGUUAAUGAACGAUGGCCAUGGUUGGAUGGGGUUGGUGGAGAAUGUGAGCUGAAGACGAUCAGAGAGGAGAUGAGAAAGGGCAACAACAGCUAUUCUGGCAGUCAGGCUUCUGCCAUUGACGCCAUUUAUGCUUUGGAUCUGUUUCAGGAGAAACGAAAUGGCAAAUCUCAGCUUCAGACGGUUGGAGUACUGUAA
Molecule: messenger RNA, 32477 nt
Organism: Bursaphelenchus okinawaensis
Lineage: Eukaryota; Metazoa; Nematoda; Chromadorea; Rhabditida; Aphelenchoididae
Source: the annotation of a GenBank genome assembly